Parastagonospora nodorum SN15 is the source of this 879-nucleotide messenger RNA. RefSeq lists its product as hypothetical. Bases 1 to 879 code for a protein of 292 amino acids. NCBI's taxonomy places the organism in Eukaryota, Fungi, Ascomycota, Dothideomycetes, Pleosporales, Phaeosphaeriaceae. The record is from RefSeq and is a predicted model, not a curated record. The transcript has a single exon.
AUGUCUGAUGGUCCAGAGCUUGAAGAAGCUGUCGAAGAUCUCGAUGACUAUGGAUGGAAUCAGCAAGGCCUUGUUCAGCGUUCUACGUACGCUCGUCUCGCAGCAAGCAAUGCUCUCAUUACAGAGGAAAUUCUCGAGAUAUCUCUGGGUAGUCUUCCCCAGCACGAGAUACUUCAGCGCGCUGAGGACAUCGAGUUGCGGACGAACAGGUUCUGGGAACAGUUACCCGAGUUUCUCCGUAUCGAUGUCACAAAUCCAUGGAGCUCACAACGGUCGCCUCUUGAGCUCUUGUUCUUAGCGUUCAACCGUCUCAAUCAUUUGGACCACCUCUUCAUGCUACAACGUACAAUAAGCAAGAAAGUAAACAACGCCGCUAAUGACCCAAGCGCCAAACUUCUGUCUGUGUCCAGCGAGAUCUUCAACUUCGUUGUAUCCAUGGUCGACAACAAAGAUAACUUCCGGGACUUCCAGAUCGACUUUGCCCAGAUACUCGUGAAAUAUGGUAUACCAACUGCUGCAGCUCUAGCCGUCGAGCUUCUUCACCAAGAGCGACAUCCAGCGUCCGCCUCCGCCAUUGCUUACCCGCUCCACCGGUCAGACACUAUCCAGAGUCUCUCGGUCUUUGUGGCAUGUUUGGGGACCAUCAAACCAGAUGCCAGCGGAUACCAAAGCUGUGUUCGAGGUCGUACCUUUAUCAAGAAAAUACUGGACAUGAUACUCGGCUCUGGACCCGCAACGCCAAAUAGCCCGCAGGUCACCGAGAGCACAAACGAUCCGAUGUUAAGUGCUCCGCUACUGCAACCUGGUAGUGAUGGUGACUUUGUGCGAUGGCUUGAUGACAUGGACUGGGAUCAGGACAGCUGGAUCAAUUUUAAUUGA